This is a messenger RNA of Teleopsis dalmanni, 504 nucleotides long. RefSeq lists its product as uncharacterized. The record is from RefSeq and is a predicted model, not a curated record. Bases 1 to 504 code for a protein of 167 amino acids. NCBI's taxonomy places the organism in Eukaryota, Metazoa, Arthropoda, Insecta, Diptera, Diopsidae. The transcript has 4 exons.
AUGUUGGCCGAAAACAAUGUUCUAUUAAAAAAAAAUUUGGGGCUACAUUUAGUGCAGUGGGCACAAAAAUUUCCUCUUAAAACGUAUGAGGAAAUAAUAUUUAUUAAUGAGGAAUUGCAAGGAGACCGAAAAUUGGAAAUUAUUGAAUCAAUGAAGAAAAUCUUGUCGGGGAAUGUUGCGAACAUUGAAGCCAUCUUCAGCAAGAGCAUAAUUCUAUCUCAUAACUGCGGUGGGGUAAAAGGGAAAACGUCUUUGCGGGAGUAUCCCUUUUUGCUGGAUGCUAUUUUUGAAUCGACAAGAAACGGAAAAUCAUUUAAUGAUUUUAUAGGAGACCUGUGGAGUGCGCUAAGACUAGCAAAAAAUCGAUUAAAUAAGCAAAACUUUCGGGCAAAAGGAAGAGAGAUGACUUCAACAAUUGAUGAUAAGAGUUCUGUGGAAGCCUUAACAAACAUUCAUAUCGACACAAAUUCAAAUAUCGAGACUACAGUUAUAAAUACGAUAUAA